This is a messenger RNA of Pyrus x bretschneideri (Chinese white pear), 1021 nucleotides long. RefSeq names its product glutathione S-transferase-like. Bases 113 to 760 code for a protein of 215 amino acids. The transcript is spliced from 3 exons. The record is from RefSeq and is a predicted model, not a curated record. Gene Ontology annotation, molecular function: glutathione transferase activity; glutathione binding. Gene Ontology annotation, cellular component: cytoplasm. Lineage: Eukaryota; Viridiplantae; Streptophyta; Magnoliopsida; Rosales; Rosaceae.
UUCCCAACCAAUCAAUUAUUUAUCUUAUAAAUACUAGGCAAAUCAGGAUCCAAAUAACACCACCUGUUCCUCAGUUGCUCAAAUUUCUUACCUUCUCAAUUCCUCCAGAAUCAUGGCUGCCAUCAAGGUCCACGGAAGCGUUUUUUCGACCCCUACAAUUCGAGUUUUUGCUACUCUUUAUGAGAAAGACAUCGAGUUCGAGUUUGUUCCGAUCGACAUGGGAGCUGGUGAACACAAAAAGGAGCCAUUCAUUUCCCUGAAUCCAUUUGGUCAAAUUCCAGCUUUCGAAGACGGAGAUCUCAAGCUCUUUGAAUCAAGGGCAAUUACACAAUACCUUGCCCACGAGUAUGCUGACAAGGGAACCCCGCUGGUGAUCCGAGACUCGAAGAAGAUGGCAAUUAUAUCAUUGUGGUCGGAGGUGGAGGGCCAAAAGUUCGACCCGGUGGCCUCAAAACUGGCCUUUGAGCUAGCUAUAAAGCCUCUAUUUAAAAUGACCACAGACGCGGCAGUUGUGGAGGAAAAUGAAGCCAAGUUGGCUGCUGUUCUUGAUGUAUAUGAGACUCGUCUGGCUCAGUCGAAAUACUUGGCAGGUGAAAGCUUCACUUUGGCUGAUCUUCACCACCUUCCCACUAUACAUUACUUGAUGGGGACACAAUCGAAGAAGCUGUUCGAAUCCCGCCCCCAUGUUAGCGAAUGGGUAGCGGAUAUCACAGCAAGGCCAGCUUGGAACAAAGUCAUUGCCCUGCGAAACAAGUACUAAAGAUUGCUGCUGCUGCUGCUUCUUACUCAUUAGAGUCAUUGAUCUACAAUAAUAACGUCUGUUAUCAAUCAAACAUUCGUUUGAUUUUCUGUUUCCCCGAAGUAGUUGGAGGACGAGACUCUGCUACUGCUGCUGUUGUAUUUCUGAGGUUGUUCUUCCAUUGUCAUUACGAAGGUUGAUGUCUUUUGGUGUUUGAAGUUUGUGUUCCACCAAACCAGUCAUUUGUGUUAGAAAUAUAUGGUUAUAUAAUUAAAAUACAAA